Entamoeba invadens IP1 is the source of this 1065-nucleotide messenger RNA. RefSeq lists its product as hypothetical. The transcript has a single exon. Lineage: Eukaryota; Evosea; Mastigamoebida; Endamoebidae. The record is from RefSeq and is a predicted model, not a curated record. Bases 1 to 1065 code for a protein of 354 amino acids.
AUGAGUGUGCUUCACUACGUCGAGUGUGUGUCGUUGAUUCUUUUUUUGAUCGGCGCUUUCUUCAAUUUAAUUAUUUUAUUCAACCACCGCAAUUAUGUUGAUACCACGACGAGUAUCUACUUCAAGGAAUACAUUCCUCCUUCAACCCUUCCCGACGGUCCCUAUACAUAUCCACAUCCUUCCUAUGUCUCUCCCGAGCUUAACUUAUCUUCUUUCAAUUAUGAAGGAACCUGUGGCGAAGUUUUUAAAUAUCGUCCAAACAACAAGCGUGACUUGUGGUUGACGACGUACAGUUUUGAGUGGCAAUGGACGUGGAUGCGGUAUCGACAUGAUGUCUUGUUAUCCUUUUCUUUAGCCCAAGCGGUUAUUCCAAAUGCGGACCGUGUCUUAAUAUUAAUGUCGGAGCCUCCUUCGCGGUGGUUUGUGAAUGAGCUUGAGAAUUUAGGUGUCAUAGUUUUGAAGCGUCCCUUUAAGCGUGUUGGUCAGUCACAUGUAUCCCAGCGUAUAUUUGCUUGGCGUGAGUAUUUAGAAGAGCACAAACAAGAUUAUGAUCGUGUCGUUAUUUCCGACUUUCGUGACUUUGUUUUCUUCAACGAUGGCUUCGCAACUUUCAAUGAGUCCGAUUUAGUCUUUGCAACAGAGUGUAUGGAACCGGGCAGACGAUGUAUGAAGUUCGACCAAGAUGCUAAUUACAACUUCAUGGGGCAAAGCUUUGGCUAUAAAGCGGCUGAUGAAUACAAGAACAACAAUUCCAUCGUAAUCAACAUGGGGACGACUUUCGGCGGAACUCAAAAGGUCAUCGCCUACUUACAGACUCAAGAAAAGUACAUCGACAAGGCUUUGUGGCACAAAUGGGGCCAUGACCAAGCAGUUCACAACGUGUUAUAUUACUCCGGAAUUUACUCCCCCCUCAACCCUAAAAUCGAAAAGUGCACACAACGGCUCUGUUUCGGUGAUUUAAAGAUCGUCUACGACGACAAACGAAAGUCUCUGUAUACCAAACAAACUGGCUGUUCUCCUGUGAUGCGGCAUAAAGUGGAAGGGGGAAAAUUCAGGCUCGCUUAA